GCAGCAGGCCAAGGAGGCGACCAGGGAGGAAUGGCGGGUGUGGCUCACGGAGCCGAAUAUCUUCGGGAGGCGCACAAUAGAUGCCAUCCUCCCUGGUCUAGACGCCUGGCUAGAGCGUCCUUGGGCGCGAACGUCCUUUAGGACGACGCAGGUACUCACCGGACACGGCUGUUUCGGUGGGUACCUGCACAGGAUAGGUCGCGAAAGAGACGCGAGAUGUCACCACUGUGGCGCCAAUGAGGAUUCGGCCCAGCACACUCUGGAGGUAUGUCCGGAGUGGCAGGCUGAGCGCCGGGUCCUCACCAACGUAGUUGGGCAAGAUUUGUCCCUGGGAGCCAUAGUAAGGGCGAUAACCAAGGACCAAGAUAAGUGGAGUGCCUUCUCCUCCUUCU
Vollenhovia emeryi is the source of this 392-nucleotide messenger RNA. RefSeq lists its product as uncharacterized. The annotation marks the transcript as partial. NCBI's taxonomy places the organism in Eukaryota, Metazoa, Arthropoda, Insecta, Hymenoptera, Formicidae. The transcript has a single exon. The record is from RefSeq and is a predicted model, not a curated record.